GAUUUCAACAUGACUUUGGAGGAGGUCGUUGGAACCAACAGCACAGAGAAAAAGAUGGAGACGGUGAGUCAGGCUCUGGAGGAGUUGCUGGUUGCAGCGCAGCGGCAGGACUGCCUCACUGUGGGAGUCUACGAGUCCGCCAAACUCAUGAAUGUUGAUCCAGACAGCGUGGUUCUGUGCCUCCUCGCCACCGAUGAGGAGGAUGAGGACGACAUUGCCUUGCAGAUCCACUUCACGCUGCUUCAGGCUUUCUGCUGCGACAAUGACAUCAACAUCCUGCGGGUGUCCGGCAUGAGACGGCUGUCUCAGCUGCUUGGGGAGGACACCGAGGACAAAAACGGCAACGAGCCCCGGGACCUGCACUGCAUCCUGGUCACUAAUCCUCCUGUGCAGCCGCUGCAGUGCCAGGCCCUGCAGGACGUCAGCAGCUUCUGUGAAGAGAGCCGCUGCAGGAAUCAAUGGGUGCCUUGCCUGGAGUUGCAGGACGGCUGACUGAAUCGGGAUCGUGCCGAACCAAACCAUACCGCCUUGGGGCGGUGAGAAGAAGUUGGAAUAACCCGAAACGACCCGUCCUCCUGGAAAAAGGAGGAGCAACGGCGUUUGAGAAAGGCCGCGGGACCCCCGGCCGAAAUGCGGGAGCGCUUCCUGCUGCGUGAAUGGAUUGACUGAUCUGAUCCGGUCUGGGACAGCGCGUGAGAUGGUCGGCUCUGAAAGCCGAAACGUGCUGGUGCAGCUGCAGAGAAAGGAGGAGGCUGUUUUUUUUAAUGAGACACUGAAAAUGACUGAACUGAUGAGUGAAUAGAGUGCAGAGUUGCACGUGGAGACGUGAAAUGAGCUGCAGGUGCUCCAGGUGUUCAGCUCACCUGUGCGCAUGCUCUGGACUUCAUCUUCAACUAUCAUCACUUUCAGACAAGUGAACUACAUGUCUGUGUGUUUUUGGUGUUCAGACUAAUCAGUGAAAAGUGAAAAUGUAAAGACUUGAUCUGUUUGAUAAAUAAAUUGUUGAUGAGUACAUUUCAGAUUCUUG
Cyprinodon variegatus (sheepshead minnow) is the source of this 1027-nucleotide messenger RNA. RefSeq names its product growth arrest and DNA damage inducible beta (gene gadd45b). The record is from RefSeq and is a predicted model, not a curated record. Gene Ontology annotation, biological process: regulation of cell cycle. NCBI's taxonomy places the organism in Eukaryota, Metazoa, Chordata, Actinopteri, Cyprinodontiformes, Cyprinodontidae. Gene Ontology annotation, cellular component: cytoplasm; nucleus. The transcript is spliced from 4 exons. The coding region runs from base 10 to 492 and encodes 160 amino acids.